Molecule: messenger RNA, 1431 nt
Organism: Paraglomus occultum
Lineage: Eukaryota; Fungi; Glomeromycota; Glomeromycetes; Paraglomerales; Paraglomeraceae
Source: the annotation of a GenBank genome assembly
AUGUCUUUCGAAGAACCGCUACAUGUCGUAAUGCGACUUCCCUACAAACGGCCACCUGGUUUCAUUGAUCCACCAAGCGUCAUAUGGACGGAAGAUAUGGAACAAAAGCUUUGGGAAAUUCUCACACAAAAUAAACGAGCAAGUAUCGAUUGGAACCAAGCUUCUCGUGUGUUGAACGUCCCCGUACCUUACCUACUUCGCCAUGCCGCAUUCCUGUAUGAGAUGCAGUUGCGCGGUGUUCGAGCACAUUUACGACGAGACGAAGUGCUGAGCGCAAGCAAUAGUAGUAAUCUACCUGCGGGCACUACUCGCACUCGAGCUUCGAGUCAGGCUUCAUCGACAAAGGUGCAGAUGUUCGACGUUGAUGCUAGCAGCACAGGACAUCAAAGAUCGCCUUCGUCAAUGUCAAGCGCAAGCAGGGAACAUUACGUUACUAGUCGAACCGGGCCAACCGACAUGGUUCGCACAACGAGUAACAAGAGUCUAACGGAGACUAGGCGUUCACACAGUGGAUCAGUUUCCUCUUCUAUCAGUGUGCCUAUUGGGCAAGCCAUUAUGGAAAAUACAAGCGCUUAUCAAGCAACCAAAUACUCCCAACUAUCUACACACCAAUUACCUAUAACAACCCACUCACCAUAUUCUCGUCGUUUACCCUCCGAUUGUUCUCCCAUUCUUGCCUCUGUUACUACUGCUUCCGAACAACCGACAAUACGUCCAACGAGUCAACAGAAACCGGAAUACUUUGUAUCAUCAACAUCAACAGCGCAAUUGUCUUCAACCCAUCAUCCUCCGCUAUCCUCUGAACUCGUGCCCACAUCGACAGACUCGAUCUUACCUGAAUCCAUGACUACCGCUAGCCCUGUGUUAUAUGACCAUGAUGAACUAUCGACGAGCAUGAGACUACGUGAGGCGAUGGAAGAAAACGUUGAGAGUGGGGUGUUUACAAGUGUUGAAGAAGAGAACAAGGAAGUGUAUCAGGCAAAGGCUUCAGUGUCGUUGAGUGAAAAAUUGAAAAACUUACAGUUAUAUGAUGUUGCUGCAUUUUUGCCGUUUGGACAAGGAAGUGAGAAAGUGGCAGACGAAGUAAAAUCAUCGUUGACAGAAAGGAUUUUUCCUACUAUAUUGAGAACACCUGUAAUUGAUGUUAACAAACAAGAGUCAAAUGUGGAGACGACAGAAUUGAGUACGACUUGUGAUGUGAAUGAUGAUUCACUUGCGAGUGGAUCUGCCGUUUCGCCUACUGCCAAGGCUGAUACAUCUACCGGCGGAUCUUCGCAGUCUUUAAGUGGGCCAAAUUCCACACGGUCUUCGUUUACAGAUAUUGAAGAGUCUGUUACGAAUUCAGAGUUGUUGGAUGCUUUUAUGUCUGGCGUAAAUAAUUCAAGAUUAUCUAUAUUUUCGCGUAGAAGUUCAUUCUUUCCUGGAUCAUAG